UACAAUCUACAGCAUCACAAUGGACACCGGCCCGGUAUCACCAGGUAACGCUGUAUCUUGUUGACGUCAUUAGCUAGCUUAGUUUAGCUAACACUAGCUAACUGACUCGAGCUUUACAGAAAGUUUUCAGGCGAAAAGUUCAUGUUAACACAACAAUGUGUGAAUGAAACAAUGGCCAAACCAGCACAGAAAACUUUAACAUACAAACCGACUUGGUCGCAGUUGUCUCGACAUAAACUUAAAUGCUCAGACGAUGCUAAUUAACGUUAGCUUAACUGUCGCUAACGGUUAACACCACAGGUAUAACCACUGACUGACUCACUGUGUUACAGCCGCACUAUAGCGCAGUGAUUUCACCUGAUGACAUCUAAAUUAAAGCCCCAGCUGGCUCCACUGCCACGGACAGAGAUCUUUGCAUACUGGGUGCUGUCCUUUGGCUCACACCUGUACUCUUUCUACCACCUGCACAGGUUCUCCGAAAAGCAUGAAGCAGGAUUACAGAGAGAAUUCCAGCUGGAAAAAGGCCUUAUUAAAGGUUAUAAAAGGGACCCAUCAGACUUCGAGUGGAGUUUCUGGACCGAAUGGGCAAAGAAGUCUUUGCUGUGGACUCUGAUUGGUCAUGGCGUAAUAUCAAGACUGACCCGCACCUUUUACCCCAAGCUCAGAGUGCCAGCACUCACGAUAUAUGGCCUCUUAGCAGCCAGCAGUGUGCUGGGGAUUAAAGGUGUGGGUGUGCUGCUGGUACAGCUGGGCCUUUCCUUUGCAGCAGCACAGCUGCGAAAGCCCGUUCUGUCAUGGGCCUGCAACCUGCUGCUGCUCUCCACACUUUACAUCCAGCCACUUCAAGAGAUCCAGAGAGGCUGGUAUAAGACCGAGGAGGAGUACUAUCUGCUGCUCUUCAGCGUUGCUGUCUGUGGUCUACGCUUCAUCAGCUUCAGCCUGGAGCACUGCUGGUGCCCUGCAGACCGUGGUGGAGUUGUGCAGCUCUGCUGGUUGUUUUCAUACACUUUCUAUCACCCUUUUUUCUACAAUGGACCCAUUAUCACAUACAAAGACUACGUUGAGCAGAUGCGGAGGCCUGCUGAGGAAGGUGACAGGGACGAAUCAGCAUUUAGCUACUUGGUGCUCAGAUCAGGACGGAUCAUACUAUGGUGGUGCAUUGCCGAAUACAUGAUCCAUGUAAUGUACAUGCACUCCAUCCAGUCUAAUGAGACCUACUUAGAGAUCCUCCCUCCCUGGGCCUUGGGCGGUCUGGCCCUGGCCCUCGUCCAGUUCUUCUAUGUGAAGUAUCUGGUGCUGUUUGGACUUCCAUCCAUGCUGGCUACUUUGGAUAAACUAGUUCCCCCAAAGCUUCCUCGUUGUGUCAGCAUCAUGUACAGUUUCACAGGGAUGUGGAGGCACUUUGACGAGGGCCUGUAUCGAUGGCUCAUCAGAUACAUCUACGUGCCGUUGGGAGGUUCGCGGCAUGGCCUUCUUCACAAAAUGUUAUCCACUGGCCUUGCGUUCGGAUUCGUCUGCCUCUGGCAUGGUGGCCAUGACUACUUACAGUACUGGGCUCUGAUGAAUUGGGCUGGAGUUCUGGUGGAAAAUGGACUGAAGUCUCUCUUCGCCUUGUCCUUUAUUCGCUCCAUUGUUGAGCAGAAUUUCUCCCCGGCGAUGGAGAGGCGUUGCGUUGCCCUUCUCUCUGCCUUCUCCACUGCUAUGCUCAUCCUCUCUAAUCUGGUGUUCCUUGGGGGGAUACAUGUUGGCAGAAUCUUCUGGAAGCGUGUCUUCAUUCAAGGCUGGUCCACCUUGUUCCCGCCUAUGCUGGCUUUCCUCUACUGCUUUGCUCAGAUUGGGCUUCAGUGGACUUCUCACCCACCAUGAGUCACCUUGACAUUUUAUCGGAGCGAGAAUCCCCGCCACGAGACAUCCCGAACAACCUGCUGAGUCCAGUGCCUUCUCCUCACCAGUCUCUGUGGCGAACCUGGCUCUUGGCCACAGAACCUGUCCAAACCUGGCCAAAGUGCAGCUGAGCAGCCACUUUUCACAAUCUGCAACACAAGGCAAAAUCUGCCUGUAAGCUGAGACUUAAAGGAUUCACUCCAGGAGAGAGUCUCCUACUUGUGGAAAAUGUUAAGUGCACACAAACUGUAAUAAAACAAGUGAAAUGCUGUAAAUCAGUGCGGUCUGAACGGAGCCUUUGGCAGUGCCAAUAAGCUACUCUGACUCACUGUUAUUCUAAGAAACUGUAAAAGAAAUAUGGACCCUGAAUCUGUCUCGGUUAUAUGACUCAGAUAAGGUAUUGCUCGCUGGUGCGGAGAGCCGUAGAAUGCUAAUUUCAUAUUUACCAUCCUUUAGCUCGCCACAGAAUUAUUUGUGUAUACAGAGGCAGACAAAAGGCACAGGAGACUGAAUAGAGCAGCAGGAACCCAAUCAAUGUCAUUAUUCCCUCUACAGAUGCAAUUUGGGUGAAGGAGAAUGACACUAAUAUUAGUAGAUGUAUUAUUAAAAGGCUCCAGACGGACUACACGUUAACUAAUUCAACACAGUAACAGUGAUAGAUGACAUUUAUCCACUGGAACGCAAAGGAAAGCUUUUUUUUUU
Epinephelus moara (kelp grouper) is the source of this 2586-nucleotide messenger RNA. It is a transcript of the gene hhat, whose product is annotated as hedgehog acyltransferase. The record is from RefSeq and is a predicted model, not a curated record. The transcript has 11 exons. Gene Ontology annotation, molecular function: palmitoyltransferase activity. Bases 361 to 1866 code for a protein of 501 amino acids. Gene Ontology annotation, cellular component: endoplasmic reticulum. Gene Ontology annotation, biological process: protein palmitoylation. Lineage: Eukaryota; Metazoa; Chordata; Actinopteri; Perciformes; Serranidae.